Oryza sativa Japonica Group (Japanese rice) is the source of this 2025-nucleotide messenger RNA. Its product is annotated as amino-acid permease BAT1 homolog. Gene Ontology annotation, molecular function: L-glutamate transmembrane transporter activity; L-lysine transmembrane transporter activity; L-alanine transmembrane transporter activity. Gene Ontology annotation, cellular component: membrane. Lineage: Eukaryota; Viridiplantae; Streptophyta; Magnoliopsida; Poales; Poaceae. The record is from RefSeq and is a predicted model, not a curated record. Gene Ontology annotation, biological process: gamma-aminobutyric acid transport; transmembrane transport.
AUUAUUGUCCGGAAAUGAAAGGCGACGGUUAAAUUUUGCUACUAUCCUACCCAAUCAAAUAAUAUCCCCAUCCACAUCUUGAUUCUUCCAUCGUAGAGAAGCUACUGCCUAAACCAGACACUAGUACCAUGCACUGAGCCUGUAAAGUUUUUGCAAAUCUACUGCAAAGGAAGCACGAUACAGAUGGCGCUCUCUCGCUCCGUCGAGGUGGCCGUGCCCGCCGAUCCGGCCGGCGAUGGCGAUCGAGAUAAAAUUCGGCUGCGGCAGCUCGGCUACAAGCAAGAGCUGAAGCGCGGCCUCUCUGUUCUCUCCAACUUCGCCUUCUCCUUCUCCAUCAUCUCCGUGAUGGCCGGUGUGACGACGACGUACAGCACGGGGCUCCGCUACGGCGGGCCGGUGUCCAUGACGCUCGGGUGGCUCGUCGUGUCCGCCUUCAACGGCUGCAUGGCCCUGUCCAUGGCCGAGAUCUGCUCCGCCUACCCGACCUCCGGUGGCCUCUACUACUGGAGUGCCAAGCUCGCCGGCAACGACUGGGCUCCCUUUGCUUCUUGGAUCACUGGCUGGUUUAACAUCACGGGACAGUGGGCCGCUACCACGAGCGUGGACUUCGCGUUGGCGCAGUUGGUCCAGGUGAUCGUCUUGCUCAGCACCGGUGGAGCCAACGGCGGUGGCUACAUGGCCUCCAACUACGUCGUGCUCGCCAUCUACGGCGCCAUGCUCGUCAUCCACGGCGCUAUCAACAGCCUCCCGAUCCAGUGCCUCUCUUGGUUCGGCCAGCUUGGAGCUUUUUGGAAUGCGGCAGGUGUCUUUGUGCUGGUGGCCUUGAUCCCGGCUGUCGCCACGGAAAGGGCGAGCGUUGAGUUCAUUUUCACUCACUUCAACACAGAAAACGGCAUGGGGAUACGCGACAAGGCUUACAUUUUACUCAUCGGGUUGUUGAUGAGCCAGUACGCGAUGGCCGGCUACGACACAUCUGCUCAUAUGACAGAGGAAACGAAGAAUGCAGAUUGGAGUGGCCCGAUCGGGAUCGUAACCUCGGUUGCUCUCUCGACCGUGUUCGGGUGGAUCUACAUAGUGUCACUCACGUCGGCGGUGACGGACAUUCCCUACCUGUUGAGCCCCGACAACGACGCCGGCGGCAACGCGGUUGCUCAAGCUUUCUACACCACUUUCCACCGGAGAUACGGCAGCGGCCUGGGAGGGAUCCUCUGCUUGGGAGUCGUCGCUGUCGCCGUCUUCCUCUGCGGCCUCGCCUGCAUCACUAGCAACUCGAGCCACUGCAUGCAGGAUGGCGUAUGCGUUCUCCAGGGACGGAGCAAUGCCGUUCUCGAAAGUCUGGCACCGAGUGAACAAGCAAGAGGUGCCUAUAAACGCCGUAUGGCUCUCUGUGGUGGUGGCGUUCAUCAUGGCUCUGACAUCGCUGGGAAGCCAGGUGGCAUUCCAAGCAAUGGUGUCCAUCGCGACGAUAGGGCUCUGCAUCUCCUACGCGCUGCCGAUCUUCUUCCGGGUGACGACGGCGAGGGGAUCCUUCGUUCCGGGGCCGUUUCACCUUGGCAAGUACGGGAUCGUCGUCGGCUGGGCCGCCGUGCUCUGGGUGGCCGCCGUCACCGUGCUCUUCUCGCUGCCGGUGGCGUACCCGGUGGCGGAGGAGACGUUCAACUACACGCCGGUGGCCGUCGGCGGCGUGCUGCUGCUCACCGUCGGCGCGUGGGCUCUCCGUGCCCGCUUCUGGUUCCAAGGGCCCAUUACUAACACUAAUGACGGCCCGCUGUGACGGCCCAUAACUGUAUGGGCCGAUGCAUGUGUGCUACGGCCCAUGGAGUUCUACGGCUGACAAGGAAGCCCACGUACAUGUAGCCUUGUUGGGCGGCCCAGUAAGAGGCCGUUCUUUAUUUUGAUUCGUAUUCCCAUGUCCUUGGAUGGAAAUUCAACGGUCUACGAUUCGGCUGAUUAUGUUAGAAAAAGACAGGCAUGAGGUACAGAACUAUACUAAAAAAGCAGCAUGCGUGCAAUAAUUCAAGCAUA